Trematomus bernacchii (emerald rockcod) is the source of this 2477-nucleotide messenger RNA. It is a transcript of the gene csdc2b, whose product is annotated as cold shock domain containing C2, RNA binding b. Gene Ontology annotation, biological process: regulation of mRNA stability. Gene Ontology annotation, cellular component: cytoplasm. The record is from RefSeq and is a predicted model, not a curated record. The transcript is spliced from 4 exons. Lineage: Eukaryota; Metazoa; Chordata; Actinopteri; Perciformes; Nototheniidae. Bases 278 to 745 code for a protein of 155 amino acids. Gene Ontology annotation, molecular function: mRNA 3'-UTR binding.
UGCGCAGACUCAGCAGCUCUUCGUCACAUCCUCACCAUCAUCAGGGUUCUCCGACAGACUGCGCGGAUUUAGCCGAUUUAUUUAUUUAAUAACUGAUUAUAUAACACUCCGCCACUUAAGACGCACUCUGGCACGAGCUGAUCGUCCGCAACCUACCAACCUGACCCGACAGCGCUGACCUGGAUAACUCUGGACCUGAAGCAGAAGACAGACGACAGAGUCAGCAGAACAGCCUCCCUCUUCCUCCCUCGUCCUCCUCACCCCUGUCUCUUGUGACAUGGCGGACCCCAGCCUCACGUCGCCCUCCAGGACCCCGCUGCGCUCCCCCAACGCCUCCCUCACCCUCUCCUUCCCCUUCCUGAGGGAGAGGAGCCGGGUUUGGGAGGACGGGAAAGAUCACCCGCUGCCUCGUGAUCUACCGAGCCCGCUGCCGACCAAACGCAACCGCACCUACUCAGCUACGGUACGCGCUCAAUCAAGUCCGGUGUUUAAAGGCAUCUGUAAGAACUUCUCCAGGUCACAAGGUCACGGCUUCCUGCGACCCUCCCACGGCGGAGAGGACAUCUUUGUUCACAUCUCAGACAUCGAGGGAGAGUACGUCCCGGUGGAGGGAGACGAGGUCAGGUACAAAGUGAGCCGAGUGCCGCCCAAGAACCUGAAGGUGCAGGCGGUGGAGGUGAAGAUCGUGCACCUGAACCCCGGCACCAAACACGAGACCUGGUCCGGCCAGAUCAUCAGCUCGUAGACCCCCAAAACCCUGGGCGCUUAUGGGUAGUGGGAGGGGGCGUCGACCUGUUGUAGGACUGAUAUUUGACAUCUCAUUAUUUCUUUAAAAACAUGCUUUACCUACACAGCAUCAGUCCAGAUGUAAUGACAUGGUGUAGAUGGCUGUCUUCUACUCUGCUGAAUUUGCUGUAUGUAAAACUGACCAUUUUAGGAACAUGUUUUAUUUAUUUAUUUCACCCAAAACAAAAGAAAGAAAGCAGCUGUGAGACAAUUUGUUGAACCCAGCUGAAUUCAGUUUCACUUCCCUUCUUUGCAGCUGUUAUGAACUUGUUUACUUCGCUGAAAAUGUCCAGGAUCACAUGAUGGGUGCAAGUGUUGGUCAGAUGACUUUAUCAUAAGUCAUACACAGUGCAGACAUUGUAAAGAUCAGGAUUUGAAUUGAAGAACAGAGAUUAUCGACCUAAGAGGAAGUUGUUUAGGGAAUUAAAGAGGAAGAGAAUCUAAUGAAAUCCCUAAGUAAAAGGUUCAGGACCCCCUUUUUUAGGCUUAUAGUCACCAGUUUAGAAAAUAAACUGAAUUUGAGGACAAAAGGACAUUUUUGAAAGGGAGCUGGUGAUGUGUUAAAGUGAAAGUAAGUUAGAAAUUCAGAAAAAGCAUGAAGGCAGACGAGGAAUCAGGAAAUCACGUUACAUCAAGCAUGGAUAUUUAAAACAUAUUUGACUGUGAAUGGAAAGCAAGUAUUUUCCUUACACAAUGCAUAUCUUUGAAUGUUUCGUUUGGUUUGUGGUUAUUUAUUUUUAUUUAUUUAUUCAGAUGUGUGUGUGUGUCCUCAGAUUGCGAGCUCUAAAAAGUUGCACUUACGAAAUUUGUCGAAAAACUGCCAGAAAAAACUACUCCAAAACAUUUGUCGUUCUGGUUUAAAAUGUUAGUUUUGAAAAACGUCUGCAGCCACGAACGAACAAAACGAUUUGUAAAUCUCUUUUUCUAUUAUCAGAAAAAAAAGACAUGUAUCUGUGUGUGAUUUAUUAAGCGUAUCGUCAGUGUGAUGGUGAACUACUCGACUCCAUAGGUGGUGCCAAAACAGAUCUUUGUCACAUAAAUGUGGUUCAGUCAGACAACUCACGUGUUUCUUAAUAUGUUUAUUAGAAGCAGCAUAUAGUUUGAGUUUGGCGUCAAGGCUCGGGCCUCAUCACUCCACAGAUUUACAAAGAACAUUGAGUGAUGAUUAGAUAACUAUCCCCCGAUCCUACAGGUGGAAGCUGGGGUGGUGGUGGUGCAGGCAAGUAGCAGCAACAUGAAACACAGCAGCAGGAACAUGAACGCAGCAAUAGCAAGUAGUGAACACAGCAGUGGCAGCAACAGCAUAGCGAGGCAGAGGCAGGAAGUAGAGCGGCAUGUUUAGGAGAAUGUGUUUGGUUGGUUGUAAGAGGGACGAGGUGCGUCACGUGUUAAUGUAUCAUUGGUGCUCGAGUUGACUGCCUGAACUAGCUCGCAGGCUUCGCCCCAUUUCUUAGUACUUCAGGUUUAGCUCGGUUAAGUACUGUUUGUCAUUUUCUAUAAUAUCUCUGUUCCAUAGAGUCUCUAUGCAUCUGUCACUGCCUGAAUCUGUUCAUCAUCACACUCUGUUUAUUUCCUCCGUCACGUUACAAAGGGCACUUUCUGUUGUGGACGAGCCACUGUGGUGCUGAUCACAGUGAGGACUUCUACUGAGCCUUGAACAAAAAAAACAUUAAAGCAUUUUAUGAUUCACA